Messenger RNA from Magallana angulata, 570 nucleotides. RefSeq names its product complement C1q tumor necrosis factor-related protein 3-like. Bases 1 to 570 code for a protein of 189 amino acids. Gene Ontology annotation, molecular function: protein binding. The transcript has 3 exons. NCBI's taxonomy places the organism in Eukaryota, Metazoa, Mollusca, Bivalvia, Ostreida, Ostreidae. The record is from RefSeq and is a predicted model, not a curated record.
AUGAAAAGUUUCAGAGUUCUCGUGUUGCUGCUGUCCUUCGUCACGGAUGUAUCAGGAACUGUAAAUGACACUCCACAACAGGUGGUGAUGAAGUACAACAACUACAAAACAAUAUGUACUGGACUGGGUUAUAAAGCCACACAAUGUCACGACGAACAGACAGGAGGACCAAUAGUAUUCCAAUCGACAUAUAAAGGUACCUUACAAAAUUUGAAAACCAGUGAAAUUGUAAAGUUCAAUCAGGCGUCACUCAAUGAAGGGAACGCCUUCGAUACCACCACGGGGAAAUUUACUGCGCCGAUAGAUGGAGUUUAUUCAUUCAGUUGGGGAGCAAUGUCAGAUAGAGGGAAAUUGUUCGUAACUGAAAUCGUUCUAAAUAGUAAUCCAGUUACAGGCAACUAUGUUGAUGGACGGGGUCAUAACAGUCCACAUGUGAUGUCAUCCUCACAAGCUAAUAUCAAAAUGAAGAAAGGCGAUAAAGUGUGGAUCAGAGUAUUUGAAAACUAUGGUCAAGUAGCUCGGUGUGGUGAUAAAGGACAAUGGUGCUACUUUUCUGGGUAUAAACUGUAA